AUGCCUGGACUGACACCAGAAGAGGUUUUAAGAAUUUUGUAUGCGUUACCAGAAGAUGUAGAAGAUUCAGAUAUCGAUGUUGACUCUGAUGAUGAUUCUGAAUCACCAAAUUCUUCUCAGAUUUUGGACGAAAAUAGUGAUAACGAUAUUGUUUCAAAUGAAGACAACUGUUUCAAUCUGACAAUAGACACUAGUGAAAUUUGGAACAUGUCUCCUUGUCAAGUAAGUGUAUCCGAUUCAACCCCAGAAACAGCUGCUGCAACAUUUUCUUCUAGUGAAAAAAUGUGGAAUGAGAAUAUUUCCUAUUUUGAAAAUCGUCCACUGAAAUUAGAAGAAAGCGCAGAAAAUAUUGGAAAUUUCUCAAAGUCUGAUCAAGAAAUAAAAUAUUUCGAGUCUAUAUUUACAGAGGAGCUGUUGCUUCAUAUUUGCAAUCAGACAAACUUAUAUGCAAGGCAGGAGUGGUGUGUUGUGAGGUCAGGGAAUAAAACAACCAAAGUAUCUUCCAACUGGCAGGACAUUACUGUUCCUGAGCUAAAAGCUUUUUUGGGAAUGCUUAUUUUGAUGGGUGUUCAUCAGCUUCCACAACUCGGAAAUUAUUGGAUCAGUGAUCCUAUUCUUGGAGUAACUGCUAUCUCAUCGGUCAUGAAAAAGCUUCGAUACAAAAAAAUUGUUGAGAACCUGCAUUGCAAUGACAACAGCACGUGUGUCAAAAAAGGGAAGCCAGGUUAUGACAAGUUACACAAAAUUCGACCUGUCAUCAGAGCAAUAUCAAAUAAGCUAUGUAAAGUCUACAAAUCAUCUUCUGUUUUAGCAGUUGGCGAAUGUAUGGUGGCCUUCAAAGGACGGUCAACACUCAAACAAUAUAUGCCAAUGAAACCAGUGAAGCGUGGAUAUAAAGUGUGGUACUUAGCUGAUGCUAGUACAGAGUUCAUCAUAAAUUUCGACAUCUACACUGGAAAAAGAGAUACAAAUGAUACAUCCGAAUUUACUUUGGGUGAAGAAGUUGUGCUUACUCUAACAAAGGCAAUGGAUGGCAGCAAAAGGCUGGUAGCUUUUGACAAUUAUUUUACAACAGUACGAAUAAUGGAAGAGUUACAGUCUCAUGGACUUUAUGGCAUCGGAACUGUUCGUCCAAACAGGAAGGAUUUGCCUGAUAUGCUGAUAAAAAAUUCCAAGCUUAGCAGGGGAGAAUUCAAAUUUGCUGCCCGGUCAUGUGUUGCAGCAGUGAAGUGGCAGGAUAGUAAACCUGUUUGUAUAUUAUCAAAUUAUCACAAUCCCAAACACGUUACAACUGUUUUGAGAAAAAACAAAGAUGGAAGCAGAAGUGAAGUAUUCUGCCCAUUGGCUGUGGCAGAGUAUAAUAAAAUAAUGGGAGGAGUGGAUAGAUUUGAUCAGCUGCGUGAACGGUAUGCUGUAGGCCGUCGUUCAUGGAAGUGGUGGCGCAGACUGUUUUUCUUUCUUGUAGAUUUGGCAGUUGUCAAUUCCUACGUUAUGUGGAAGCUACAGAAGACAGAAGCAGACCAGCUAACAUUUAGAUUGCACUUGGCAAGGCAGCUUAUCUCUGGCUUCUCAAGUCGUAAGAGAAGAGGAAGGCCCGUUCAUUUUCAAACAUCAAAAAGAAGUGUGUCUGGAGUACCAGAUGAAGUUCCUCUGGAGAAAGUUGGAAUUAAACUUCCCUACAAAAGGUACAACAAACAGAAGAUGCCGCCAAUGUAG
Molecule: messenger RNA, 1716 nt
Organism: Schistocerca piceifrons (Central American locust)
Lineage: Eukaryota; Metazoa; Arthropoda; Insecta; Orthoptera; Acrididae
Product: piggyBac transposable element-derived protein 4-like
Exons: 1
Coding region: 1-1716 (571 amino acids)
Source: RefSeq, a predicted model, not a curated record